AUGGAAGUAUUUGUAAAACAUAUUCCCAAUGAUGCCACGGAGCAACAGCUAAAAGAAUUACUAUUAAAAUAUGGUAGAAUCACCCGAUGUAAGCUAAGUAAAUGGAAAAAAAAUCGAAAUGGUUGCAUCGCUUGGGUCACCUUCGAAAGCCAAGAAUGUGCAGAGAAAUUAUUGGCUUCAACCAGUUUCAAUAAUCUAUCUUUAUUGGGCAGAAAAUUAGAAAUUCUUCGGCUGAAUAGGCGGGAACAAAAAAAUCAACAAAAAAAGAGAAAUAAUGAGAGUCUAGACUGGACAUUCAUGAGUGAAUGGAAAUAUUCUUCACAAUAUCCAACUUAUUCGGAACCUAGAUUUAUUGUAUCUAAAGCAGAAAAGUCAUUUUUUAUUGAUGGAUUUGUCUCGAAAGAAUUUAAUGAGGAGAAACGCGUAAAAAUUAAAUUUCAAACAUUAGCCGAAAAAAAAGCGGAUUCCCAAAUGCUUGAUCUGUUUGGGGACCCUUUGCCGGACAAGUGGGUGAGAAUUCAAGAUUGGACCGGAUCGAUGAAUGUUUUCGGUCAAUGUUUAGUAUAUCGAUUGACAUUCAAUACAUUCAAUGAUGAGAUCCAGAAAAUAAAAAAGAUUUUGGCAGAUUUGGCUGACGAUGGUAUUACCGACAACCCUGUACCAUGCUAUCCAAUCAGAUACACCGAAUCUGAUCUAUAUUCAAGUGAACAAUUGGAAGAAACGGUAUUUAAAAAGUUGCCGUUUGUUAUAAAUUACAAACUAGAGUGUCUCCUUUCCCAUAAUGUACUUUCACCGCGAGAAAUAAUCGAUUAUAGCUUGGGCGAUCGAUUGAAAAAAUUGGUAGAUUGUGGUGAUGAAAAAUUAGCCUGGCAUGGCCUAAAUAAUUUAUUGAAUCGUCAUUGGGAUCCAGCCGAGCCUUUAAAUGAAAGACCAAUAAUGGCUUUCGAGACGGCUAUCAAAAAUUUUAAGGGAGACUUUUACGAGUGGUACCCGAAUCCUAAUAUCACUCAGUCUAACGAAAGACACUCGUGUGUCAAUCACGCAACUGUGACGCCCACAAAGAUUUAUUUCGAAGGUCCAAUUUUUGAGACCUCGAAUAGUAUCUUACGGAGAUACGCAGAGUACACAGAUAGAUUUUUGCGAGUCACGUUUACCGAGGAAAAUUUUGAAAAGUUGUUUUCCGGAACAGAUGUCAACCUUAAGGAUAUUUAUGAUUUCCGAAUUAGGAAAAUUCUAAAGGAAGGUUUCCGAGUUGCUGGACGUCAUUAUGAUUUCUUGGCUUUUUCUAGUGCGGGUCUUCGCGAACAGUCUUGCUGGUUUGUUGCUUCCACAAAUGAUUUUAUACCAGAUAAUAUUCGAGCAUGGAUGGGUGAUUUAAGUGAAAUAAAAAUUCCGGCAUUGUAUGCCGCAAGAAUGGGGCAAGCCUUUAGUAGUACGGUUGGCACAAUCGAACUAGAAGAAGAUCAGGUUCGUUAUAUUCUGGAUGUUGAGCGAAACGGUCACGUUUUUAGUGAUGGGUGUGGUACCAUCUCGCCUGCUCUGGCAAAAAGAGCUAUUAAAGUCUAUUGGAGAGCACGUACGGUAAAGGAAAGUGAAAUUCCAUCAGUUUACCAAAUUAGAUUUGGUGGUUGCAAGGGCGUUGUUUCAGUCGAUCCUACCCUUGAAGAUGAAGUUUUAUGUAUUCGUCCGAGUCAACUUAAAUUCUCUGCGCCUAGAUCUAAAAAUCUUGCAGUCGCUAAGGCUGUGAGGAAUCCUGCACCUGCUUAUCUCAAUCGACAAAUUAUCUUGUUGUUAUCGAAUCUUGGGAUCGGUGAUGAUAUCUUUGUUGAAUUGCAAAAACGACACCAAGAUUUAAUUAAGACUAUGUUGCGGGAUCCUGCAAAGGCCAAAGAAGUAGUUCGGAAUUAUACCAAUGACUCGACCCAUAUAAGUCGAACAAUGCUUGGUAUGAUUGAUGCUGGCCUGAUAGAAGUUAACGAGCCAUUCCUUAAAGGAUUGCUCGAGGCAAAGCGAUGUUUCACAUUAAAGGAUCUACGUUACAAGGCUCGAAUUUCUGUUCCCGACACCUUUCUUCUGUUUGGUGUGAUGGACGAGAUGGGGAUUCUGGAAGCGGAUGAAGUGUUUGUUCACACUUCUAUUAUCAUAAAUAAUGAUCAGCCGUUAGAGGAUGAUCAAGAAAUUAAACGUAAAAAUCAGGUACGGACUGGUAAUGUCCUUGUUACUAGGAAUCCAUGUUUACAUCCCGGGGAUAUUUCAGUGCUGCGGGCAGUUGAUAUUCCUCAAUUGUAUCACUUAAAAAAUUGUAUUGUCUUUUCGCAAAAAGGUCAAAUACCAGUAGUUAAUACCAUGUCUGGUGGGGACUUGGACGGCGAUGAAUUUUUUGUAAGCUUUUAUAAACCAAUUAUGCCAUCGCGUAAGCAUGAACCGAUGCGGUAUGAUAGACCACCACGUGUCGAACUUCCACGUCCAGUAAAUAUUGAGGAUGUAUGUGAUUUCUUUGUCGAUUUCAUGAUAAAUGACCGUCUUGGAAGUAUCUGUAAUUUGCAUAUGGCUUUUGCGGAUUCUCAUGUUAAUGGUGUUCAAAGUGAAGAAUGUUUAUUAUUAGCAAAUCUUGCAUCCAAAGCUGUCGAUUUCAAUAAGACAGGCGAGUAG
Ambispora leptoticha is the source of this 2652-nucleotide messenger RNA. Lineage: Eukaryota; Fungi; Glomeromycota; Glomeromycetes; Archaeosporales; Ambisporaceae. The record is from the annotation of a GenBank genome assembly.